Messenger RNA from Daktulosphaira vitifoliae (grape phylloxera), 1448 nucleotides. Its product is annotated as RNA-binding protein 34. The record is from RefSeq and is a predicted model, not a curated record. NCBI's taxonomy places the organism in Eukaryota, Metazoa, Arthropoda, Insecta, Hemiptera, Phylloxeridae. The transcript has 7 exons. Gene Ontology annotation, molecular function: mRNA binding. Gene Ontology annotation, cellular component: cytosol. The coding region runs from base 212 to 1321 and encodes 369 amino acids.
AUUUUUAAAAAAUGAUAACGAUUAUUAGUUAUAUAUUUUAAUAUAUUUUACUAAUGGCAUAAAUUUCAAUAAAUAGUAUCCAUAAACUAUACAGUUAUCUGAUUUAAAACUGUAUAACUUGUUCAACAAUUCCCGGCUUUUUCAAUUUUAUGUUUAAAAAUUGGCUCAAUAAAUUUUUAGAUUUUUCAUAUUUUAAUUUAAAAUCUGUAGUAUGGAAGGAGAAUAUCAAAUUGGUGCUCUCUGUGAAUUUAUUGCAGCAAAAUCAGUUAAUAAAAAAACGAGAAAUGUUACUGCUGACUCCAACAAUAUAGAUUCAUCAUGUAAUAAAGAAAUAGAGAAUGAAAAAAAACGUAAGUCCAAAAAGUCAUCAUCUAUUAAUAUAAAGAAACUUAAAAAAAACAAAGAAAUUCCAAUUGAACAACAAAGUAGUUCUUUAAAUAUUAAGCAAGAUCUUCCUCUUAUUGAACCAUCAGAAAAUCCACAGAAAAAUGUUUCAAAUAAUUUAUUAAUAAACAUAAGAAAGAAAAAGAAAUUAGACAAAAUUAAAAAAACUUGUACAAAGGAAAGUGAAGACUAUAUUGAAAAAGAAUCUAGGACAAUAUUUGUUGGAAAUGUUCCUGUGAAUGUUAAAAUGACAUCUAUUAAAGCACUAUUUAAACAAUUUGGAGACAUAGAAACUACUAGAUUAAGGAGUGUAGCAGUUAAAAAUCUUAAUGUCCCUAAACGAGUAUCUAUUAUGAAAGGUGAUUUUCAUCCUUUAAGAGAUACUGCAAAUGUAUAUAUACGAUUCAAAACUAUUGAACAAGCACAGAAAGCUUUAGUUUUAAAUGCAACACAGUUUGAUGGUCACAAAAUUCGAGUUGAUAUGGCAAUGAAUUCAAACCACAAACAGAAUAAAAAAAAAGGAAUUUUUAUUGGAAAUUUACCAUAUAACAUUCAAGAAGAUGAAGUGUGGAAUUUUUUCAAUGACUGUGGUGUUAUAACUUCUGUGCGUAUAGUUCGAGAUAAUAUGACUGGAGUGAGCAAAGGAUUUGGUUAUGUAGAUUUUGAGACUAAAGAGUCAGUUGAAUUAGCUUUACAACUUCAAGGAAACAAACUUCAAAACCGAAUAAUUCGCAUUAAACGAAUUGAUACACAUUCUAAUGUGAAUAAUUCAGCUAAAAAUACCAAUACUAAACCAUCAUUUUCUAAAAACUUUAAAACUUCAAAUAAAGGUCAAUCAUUCCAAGGAGAGUCUUUAAAAAUAAAAUCCAAAAAGAAACCAAAACCAACUAAAACCGAAUUAAUGAGGAGAAAAAUUGCCAAGAAGUUAGCUGUCUAAUAUUAAUACUUCGAUUAUAAUGAGUAACAUUUUCAUAAACUUUAUCAAUAAUUGACCAUUAGUAUUAAUGUUAAUAAUUUUAGACAUUCUGCUGUAAAAAAUAAACUAAAUUUGUUGACAAUUUUAA